GAGGCAUAGAAGCAUUAAUCUGAGAGGUGAAGUUGGAGAGAUGGAAGGAAAAGAAAGUGAAGUUGUGUUGAUUGGGACAUGGGCAAGCGCCUUCUGCAAGCGGGUUGAAUUGGCCCUCAAGCUUAAGGGCAUACCUUAUGAGUUCGUAGAGGAAGACCUUGAAAACAAGAGCGAGCUGCUCCUCCGCAACAACCCUGUCCACAGGAAGGUGCCAGUGCUGCUACACAAAGGUAAGGCCAUCCCGGAAUCCCUUGUUAUCCUUGAGUACAUAGACGAAUACUGGACCAAAGCCCCUAGACUAUUGCCCGACGACCCCUACCAGAGAGCCAAAAUUCGCUUCUGGGCCAACUACCAUGAUGAGAAGAUAGCACAGGCUAUCACGCCUAUUAUCUUCUCUGAAGGGAAGGAGCGAGAAAAGGUCAUUGAAGACUUCCAACAACUGCUCAAGGUGUUUGAAGAAGGAAUUGAGAGAGACUUCCAGGGAAAAUCUCCUUUCCUUCAUGGGGGAAACUUGGGAUUUCUUGAUUUGGUUGUAGGCACCUAUGCGUGCAACUACCAGGCAUUUCAUGAUUCAAUUGCAGUGGUUUUUGAGACAGAGAAAAACCCCCAGUUUUUCUCAUGGCUAAUGGCUCUGAAGGACCAUCCUCGGAUCAAGGAGACUCUCCCUCCUAGUGACAAACUAGCAACCAAAUACAAAGAGUUAUUCUUGCCACCAUAUAGCAAACGGAUUGCUACAAUAAGAGAGAGGUAUCUCCAGUCUCCUAAAGCAUGAUUUUCAGAAAUUAAAAAGGGCUGUUAUCUCUAGUAAUGUCCCAAGUAUCCUGGGUUCAUGUUAAAAUAAAAUUUGGUUACAUAUGGUGUCAUCAGUCCUGACUUGGUUGUUGUUCAAGCUUAUAAACAAUCGUAUGAAAU
This is a messenger RNA of Rubroshorea leprosula, 912 nucleotides long. The record is from the annotation of a GenBank genome assembly. Lineage: Eukaryota; Viridiplantae; Streptophyta; Magnoliopsida; Malvales; Dipterocarpaceae.